Molecule: messenger RNA, 1437 nt
Organism: Pestalotiopsis fici W106-1
Lineage: Eukaryota; Fungi; Ascomycota; Sordariomycetes; Amphisphaeriales; Sporocadaceae
Exons: 3
Coding region: 1-1437 (478 amino acids)
Biological process (GO): carboxylic acid transport; transmembrane transport
Cellular component (GO): plasma membrane
Molecular function (GO): carboxylic acid transmembrane transporter activity
Source: RefSeq, a predicted model, not a curated record
AUGUCCAUCGUGCAACAGACACCAUCGUCUGGGGCCCAGCAGCCACAGCUGGACGAAAAGCAUGCAGGCAGUGCCGCUGUCAUGACUGGUGCUACUACAACGGCAACUCCAGACGGCACUUCGGCAAGAAAGACUGGCAGCAUCAUCACCAUUGUCGGCAGCGCCCUGGCCAACUUUUCCGAUGGCUACCAGCAGAACCUGGCUUCGUCCACAAACGUCAUCUUCAACCACAUUAUUGGUACUCAGAUCUACACCUCGGCCGUGCAGACGCGAAUCUCCAACUCGCUGCUUGUAGGCUCUGUAAUUGGUAUAGUCGUGUUCGGAUAUCUGGCCGACAAGUUUAGCCGCAAGGGAGGCAUGCUCGUCACCUCGGGAUUAGUAGUUAUUGGCAGCUUAAUGUCAACACUUGCGUUUCAGGUCAACGGUACAGACGCAAUGCUCUGGUACAUGACAAUCGCGCGAGGUGCCGCCGGGGUGGGCGUGGGAGGCGAGUAUCCGACCUCGGCCGCGGCCGCACUCGAGGGCUCACAGGAGCAUUUCAACGCCCAGCGCGGACCCAUUCAGGUCUUGAUCUCGACCCUGCAAGCGACGACAGGUUCGGCCGUUUGCACCUUUGUCUAUCUCAUGGCCUUGAUCGGUAGCGGCAACGACUUGAAGGUCGCGUUCCAUGCUAUUUACGCCCUCGCCAUCUUUCUGCCCAUGUCUGUGGUUCUCUUCAGAUGGAGAAUGCAAGAUGGCAAGCUGUUUACCCGCAGUAACUUUAAAAAGAGGUCUAUUCCGUGGAUGCUUCUGCUGAGACAAUACUUUUGGCGCAUCCUCGGAACUUCAGCCGCAUUCUUCCUCUAUGACUUUGUAAACUUCCCAAACUCGAUUAUGUCGUCAGUCAUUAUCAACUCCCUUGUCCCUGGCAAGAAUGUUCGCCACGUUGCCCUUUGGCAGCUGUAUCUUGCCUUGAUGCCCAUUCCUGGAGUUCUCGUGGGCGCAUGGCUGGUCAACAAGAUUGGACGCCGCUGGACCGGCAUCGUCGGUCUGGUGGGAGGGUAUGUUAUUAUUGGCUUCAUCAUUGGUGGCUGCUAUGAGAAGCUUACCAAAGAUGCUCUUCCGGCAUUUGUUGUACUAUAUGGACUGCUGCAGGCCUUUGGCCAUCUGGGACCGGGAGCGACCAUCGGCCUGAUUUCGUGCGAGUCAUUCCCAACAGCAGCUCGUGGUAUGGGCUAUGGCAUCGCCGCUGGAUUCGGCAAGGCUGGAGCAGCGGUCGGCACCCAGGUUUUCACCCCAAUACGUGCGGCGGCCGGUCCGGCGUCGACCUUUUAUGUGGCUGGAGGUGUUGGCAUCGUCACUUCUGCGAUUUACUAUUUCUUGCCCGAGGGCAACAAGACUGAUCUCGAGCGAGCCGACGAAGAAUUUGAGCAUUUAUUGGAGACGCAUGGAAAAUAG